Felis catus (domestic cat) is the source of this 624-nucleotide messenger RNA. RefSeq names its product lipocalin 9 (gene LCN9). The transcript is spliced from 5 exons. NCBI's taxonomy places the organism in Eukaryota, Metazoa, Chordata, Mammalia, Carnivora, Felidae. The record is from RefSeq and is a predicted model, not a curated record. Bases 1 to 624 code for a protein of 207 amino acids. Gene Ontology annotation, molecular function: small molecule binding.
AUGGCUCUCUUCCUGCUGACCCUGGGGCUGAGCCUGGGCUCCGCCCAGGAGCUCAACCCCCAGGCCAUUGUGCAGAAGAACUAUAACAUGGCCAAGGUUUCAGGGAUCUGGUAUCCGGUGUCCAUGGCCUCCGACGACAUAAAGCGGAUCGAGGAAAACGGGGACCUGAGGGUCUUCAUCCGGAACAUCGAGAGCCUGGAGGACGGGCGUCUGAGAUUCCAUUUCCGCACCAUGGUGCACGGGGAGUGCGAGCACGUGGCCAUGGUCUGCGAGAAGGCGGAGAGGGACGGGGAGUACAGCAUCAGCCAUGAGGGGGAUAAUACGGUGCUGCUCUCGGAGACCGACUACAGACAGUACAUCAUCUUCCACCUCCGGAACAUCAGGAACGGGACACAGACCACCAUGCUGGCGCUCUAUGGACGGGUGCCGGACCUGGGUCCCAGCUUCCUGGACAGAUUUGAAAAAGUCUGCAGAAAGUACGGACUGGGUCCGCAGAACAUCAUCAGCCUCGGCAACCAAGGCGAGCCUCCCGCCUCCUGCGCCAGCAGCCCUGGGCCAGGAGUGUUCCGGAGAGUCCCGGGGCCUCAGGGCUGGGGGUGGAGGCCCCAGAGAGGCUCCAUCUGA